This is a messenger RNA of Siniperca chuatsi (mandarin fish), 8468 nucleotides long. RefSeq names its product transmembrane protein 132D. NCBI's taxonomy places the organism in Eukaryota, Metazoa, Chordata, Actinopteri, Centrarchiformes, Sinipercidae. The coding region runs from base 768 to 4322 and encodes 1184 amino acids. The record is from RefSeq and is a predicted model, not a curated record. The transcript has 16 exons.
GUCAGACCUCCUCCUCGUCUGUCCUCUCCUCUCCUCUCCUCCCUCCAUCCCGCAGACGAGUGUUUUCAGCCUCUCAAGUUGAGCCCAGACGCACACACAUACAUAACGCGCACAGCGGGAGGAGGAGAGACAGAGGAAGGAAGGAAAAGAGAGCGGACGGAGCUGCUGCCGGGCGAGCGGAAUUUGGAUUUUAUUUAAUAUAUGAGCCUUAAGUUUUCUUGGGUUUUGUUGUUUCAAAUCCGCCAAUGAAGUGGACUUUUUCAUUCGCUGGGGGAGUUUUUCGUCCACUCUGCUGGUCUGCGUAAACUUUUGAAGGAAGAAAAGUGUGAUAAAAGGUGAGACAUUGAGGCUUCCUCAGCUUUAGCUGUCCCGUUUGGAUAAAUAAAGCAGAGGAGCGCACCGGUGGAAAAAGCUCACCACGGGGGGAAACGGGUUCAUUCCUCGGCUCUGGCUUGAAGGAGACGCACCGCAGACUUUUUUGGGGGGGAGGAUUAAAAAAAGAAGCCAGCCUGCAUCGGAAUUGCCAAUCGGGGGUUUCUUUUUUUAUUAUUGACUCCAGAAGGAUUUAUAGUUUACUCCAAGCCUCAUCUGCGCGGUGUCUUAGGUCAAGCACAGCCGGAGCGCAGUUUGGUCAGAUUGAGAUUACUGAUGGCACCAGUGCGGUAGUGAUCUGUGUGGGGGGGAAAAGGAACGAGAUAAAAAAAAUUGAAAGAUCCCCUUUCGUCCGUUUUGUGAACAGUCCCUGAGGGUUUUUACCGACAGGAGGGAUGGAGACGGUCUGGAGAAGGAGAGGCGCGCCGCUGGGUUGUUGCCUCUGGAAGAAGGUGCUUCUUCUUUUCCUGUGGAAAGUGUCUGACAGCCAAGCAGGAGCAGCAGGAGUUGGACCAGGAGGAGGGCCGGACUCUUCCCAGCCCCGCUUCUCCUCCUCCCUCCCCACCUACCUCCCCGUCCAAUGCCAGCUAAGUGGUGCUGACUCCGCGUUCUUCCUGCGGGAAGCCAAUCAGGAGGUUAUGCGAAACGGCAGCCUAUCAUCGCGGACUGAGCCCUUCUUCCUCCAACAGCUGGAACCAGGCAUCGCUGCCCCACAAUCCCUGCCGAGCGUCAAUUGUAGCUACGGAAACCAGAGCAUUGAGCAGCCAAUCACAGUGGACCUGCUUCAGGGUCCACCACCACAUCUGCUACUGACGACCAACCAGGUGACUCUGAACUGGAAGGUCAAAGGUCAAGUGGUGGUGCCCAGAGUGGGGUCAGCACGACCCUGGAUACAGGUACUGUUUUACCUGGUAGGGCGGCGUUGGGAUGAGCCUGACCCGCCUCCUCCGGCCCUCCUCCCGUGUGUCAGAGCUGUGGCCAUCCGUGACACCAGUGAAGCAGCACCCUCGGCGGGCUGCCGACUCGUGGGACCAUCUGGCAUCUGUGUUGUCCGUCUGGAGAUUCCCCCAGCUUGGUUUACACCACCACAAGUGAGAAAAAGACCUCCCGAAGUGACUCUACCAUCUGUGGAUGUGUAUUACUCAAUUAUACCAGUGGAAGGAGCUGGUCAAGAGUGUCCCUCUGUUGUUAAUGAGCCAUGGAGAGGUCAGAGUGCAAAUGUUGGGCCUCUUGGAGGCCUGGGCAUGGGCCCCGGGGUACAGUGGAACCCCCUACUGGAUGGGGGUCUUCAGGACAUGCUGAAAGCUGGUUCUGCGGUAAUGACCAUAGGCCCGGUUUCUGCCAAAGGAGAAAGAUUGAGACUGGAUGAAAAUGUGGAGCUUCUGGUGCCACCCAGCCCGGUUCGGCUCGGCAAGACUGUGGCGUUUGGCGUCUACAUGAAGACAGAUUCAAACACGGAACAGUUUACGUUAAGGGUGUGGUUUCAGUCAGGCAUCAACUUCCUGGCUGUGAAACCCAGCAACCUCGUCGCGUGGGAGAUCAAACAGGAAAUGGCACCGGGAAGCAGUUCGUUGGCGGUGAUGUGUCAGAGAAAAGCCUACUCCACAGCAGAGAGAUUGGAAAGUCCAUCAUAUGAGGUGAUGCAGCUUGACUUUGAGGUGGAUAACGUGAUCAACCUGGUUCCAACCCAGACUCUGCACUGGAACGUCGAGUAUCCAGCUGGAAUGCAGACAAGUACCAGGCAAACGGAGAAAGUCUCGCACCUCUACAUCAGCAACGCCGACAUACAGGGAAUCGUACCGCUGGCUGAGGACACAGAGGUGGUGAACACAGCCAUUCUAACAGGUCGGCGUGUUGCAGUGCCCAUCAAACUGGUUACUGUGGAAACCGAUGGGCAGGUGAGGGAGGUGGACGACUCGGUCACCUGCAGCUCGACAGACGUUGACGUGGUUAAGGUUUCCGCAAACUGUGACCAGGUUUUGGUCAACGGUAAAGAAAUGCGUGGUCGGCAGUCUUUGGCGGUCAACUUCACCUACCUGCACCUUUCUGCUCAGCUGCAGCUCACCGUCUGGGUGCCCAAGCUACCUCUGCAGAUAGACGUGUCAGAUACCGAGCUGAGCCAGGUUAAAGGCUGGAGAGUGCCGAUCAUCACUAAUAAGAGACCUACGAGAGACAGUGAAGAUGAUGAGGAUGAUGAGAGGAAGGGCAAAGGCUGCACCCUACAGUACCAGUACGCCUUGGUGCGGGUCCUCACCCAUUUUGUUGCAGAACCCGCUGACCCAGGAGGAGAGAUGGUCUACAUGUUAGGUGCAGACUGGCAAGCUGAUAUCACCCAUUUGGUCUUGGAUCAGCUAAAGGUAGAAGAUCCUCGCAUUGCCAGACUGAUAGAUGGGCGAAUUUUGGUUGGGCGGGACCUGGGGAUCACCACUAUACAGGUUCUGUCCCCGCUGUCUGACUCUAUCCUGGCAGAGAAGACCGUGACCGUGUUGGAUGACAAGGUCACCAUCACAGACCUGGGAGUCCAGCUAGUUGCAUCUCUGUCCCUCAGUAUGACAGCGAGUCCUGGAAAUUACCAGGCAAUACAGCUAACAACUACAGCUACAGACCUGCUACACGCACCUAAACAGGAAGCAGCGAUCAGUGCGUGGAUCCAGUACAGUGACGGUUCAGUGACACCACUUGAUGUCUAUGAUCCCAAGGACUUCCUCCUCUCGGCUGUGUCAUUGGAUGAGAGUGUCAUCUCCAUAACCAAUCAGGAGCAACACUGGCCUAUUGUAGUGGCAGAGGGCGACGGACAGGGAGCACUGGUUCGUGUAGAGAUGGUCAUCUCUGAGACCUGCCAGAAAUCCAAAAGGAAAAGUGUGCUGGCAUCUGGAGUUGGCAAUGUGAUAGUGAAGUUUGGAGCAAAGAGCGAGGAAAAAGUUGUGAUCGGAAGAGGUGGACAGGAAGGCGGAGGAGUGAUGGACAACAGCACCAGAGAGCAACAAACAAAGAAUGGAGGAGAGUGGAAGUCCAACAGUGCCGCACUUGAUCGAGAGGAAGGAGCCAUGAGGAAGGUUAGCACAACAACCAAGAGCACAGUAACCCAUCGUGCUUCAGGUGGUAAAGCUGCCAAUGGAGGCAGCAGCAGCAGCCGAGGUGGAGGCCCCAGCCAAGCAGGGGACUACAGUAGCUACCCAGCACAAGUGGAGGUACCAGGCACUGGGGAUAGUGAGCUGACCCAGACCACUAGAGGACUGUCGGACCUGGAGAUUGGAAUGUAUGCCCUUUUGGGUGUAUUCUGUCUGGCAAUACUGGUCUUCCUCAUCAACUGUGUGAGCUUUGCUUUCAGAUACCGUCACAAGCAGGUUCCCGUGCUGGAAGCAGGAGGAAACAUGAACCAUGCCCAUGACUGGGUGUGGCUUGGCAAUGAGGCUGACCUUUUAGCUGACCACUCUGACCAAUGCCAGGGUGGGCUGCCUGAUGAAUGCACCACCAUCAUUGACCGGAAUGAAGGAGGAUACGAGGAGAACAAGUACCUGCUAAAUGGGGCUGGUAACACCUUGGUGAUGGGCGUGGGCACGGGCAUGGGCACCAUUAGUGGGAGUGGUGGCACAGGUGGACACCGGGGCGUCACCCACGGACAAACCCUGCCCAGAUCUAUUCCAGAACCGCAUCAGUGCCUUUCAGCAAUCACUACUGGUGGCAAGAAUGCCACUGGCCAAGCGGAGCAUCUGAAUAAUUCCCCCCGAGCCACGGCAGUGGCAGCCGCCAAGCGUAAACGCGUCCAGUUCACGUCUUUUGCCACUGUUCUGCCCAAUGAUAAUUCGGGUGGGGGUGGCCCAUACACCAACUCUUCAGUCCUGGUGACCAAUGGGAGCGAGGAUGACAUCAAGUGGGUGUGCCAGGAUAUGGACCUGGGUCAGUCUGAAAUCAGAACCUACAUGGAGAGGCUACAAGACAAUCUGUGACUGAUGGGAAAGAGACUGAGAAAUGGAGGGGCAGAGGAUGAGUCCAGGAGGGGGAGGAUGGACAAUGAGUACAAUUCACCUGUAAUGCCUUUGCAAUGGAUGAAGGGAGGGAGAAUGGAAGGGAUAUGAGAACAGUAAAGAGAACACAAAGUGUGGCGAAGAGUUUAUACAAUUAUUGAACAGACAGUGUAGGGGAUGCUUACAUUUAGCUCCCCUUAGGCUAUGGAAAGCAUCCUGUCAUCACUAGCUCACACUGAAAUCAAUGGUAGCAAACAAUAAAUAACAUUAUUAUAAUUUGUUUUAUAUUAUUUAUUGUGAAAAUAUUAGUGUAAAAAUCAAUAUUAAAGUCACUAUUGGUUAUGAAUGUUUAUUUUCAGAAUACCAGUAAACCUUUGUGCUAUACAGUAAAUUCAGGGUAUGUUAUUGGACAGACAUUAAGCCACUAUACAUUUUUUAAACGAGGAUGGCAAGAACAUAAUUUCCGAAGUAUUUUUUACUGAUAUGGUAUAUUGCCAGCAUUGGCUGUUGAUUAUUGAUAGAUCUAGUUUUAAUAUACAAACCUGUCAUUUACCUGCCAAGUUUGCUGAAUGGUUAAAUAAUGAAUCACUGAUUAUGAUUACUGAAGAAUAGGUGUGCAUUAAAGAUACGAUCUGUUUGUUUUUGUUCUAUCAUGUGACCCAGCUGUUUUUGGAAUUGCUCACAAGUACAAUGUAACAUGUAAUAUAUCUCCCAAGUACUCAACUAUAAAUUUAGGCACCAGUGGGAGUUGCCAUUCAGCACGGAACAUGGGCGAUCUUGCUCUUUCCUCAAACAACAGAAUGUGUCAAGAGUUGAAAAAUGAUAUGUCAUACAAAAGACUGUUUCUCCCUUGGAUCCAAGACAGAGGCAUUUAAACUUGCACAAUUACAAACAGGAAGGGACAUUAGCCAUAUUUGAGGCUUACCUCCUGUUUCCUGAAACCUUCCAGCCAAUGACAGUUUUCUCCCUGUAUUCAGAACCAUCCUGUCAUCCCCUGGCCCCUCUCCUUGUCUGUGAUCAGACAGCAGUAGAAACUUUAUGAACUAAAGUACACAGUGAAAUACUGUGAAAUAUACUGUCUGUAAACUAAAGGGGGACUGACUGACUUGUCUCAUAUAAAAAGGAGGCUGCUUGGGCUUUGCAAAACCUGAAUGAACACUUAACAACGAGGAUUAUUCCAAACCAUGUAGGCAACAAGACAGACCAGAAUACCUACAGUGUUAUACAUGGAGCUAACAGGAUAUAUUGAAUGAAAUUACAAUAUAAAUGAAAAUGGAGUGAAACUCUUGAAUCUCACAAAUAGAUAUGGGUUCAUGAAACAUGUUUGUUCUUUCUGAACAUGAUUAUAUAUUUUUUCUUUCCUUUUGUUUAUCCUUUUUGAUAAAUAGAAUGUUUUUAUUAUGUUUUUCCUUGUUACGUUUUUUCCUAAUUUGGGAAGAUAUUAAUUGUAGCUUGGGUUCAUGAAACAUGUUUGUUCUUGCUGAACAUGAUUAUAUAUUUUUUCGUUCCUUUUGUUUAUCCUUUUUGAUAAAUAGAAUGGUUUUAUUAUGUUUUCCUCGCUACGUUUUUUUCUUAAUUUGGGAAGAUAUUAACUGUGUCUUUUUAUUUCAAAGAUUUAUUAAGAUUUUAAGGAUAUAUGAUUCUUUUUUUCUCCUAGAGAUCUAUUUAUUUAAAUUAACAUUUGAGAGGGUGAGGAAGGAAAGAAAGGCCAAGGGCAAAGGUUGAAAACAAUAGACUUGAUGGUGAAUGAGAGCACACAAGAGAACAAGUGAAAGGAAGGACACAGAACAGGCAGAGAUUGCCUCACCUUCGUUAAGCUCAGGUGACGAGUCAUGAAGAACCGACAAUAAAAAAGGAGAAGUGUAAGAUUGUUAAGAUUGCAAUAUUUAUUUAUAAAUGUGUUACUGUUUCAGAGUACACUGUAUGUUGUAGAUAAAUAAACAUGCUUCAAAGUGCUUGUGAAUAAGACUGCAGGUCACUAGCCAACAACAUGGUGAUAUUUUGUACAUUUUACAGUGCAAAUAUGCUACACAAUACUAUCUGCCACCACAAUGUGAAAGUGAUCUUAUUGGUUCUUUUUCUAAAGAUGUUCCUGUCUUUGUUUAAAGUAUUGAGUUCUUGUCUUUGUACAGGGUAGGAAUCAGUUCACCUCCAUAAUGAGAUAUAAAAAUGGAGGCAAUCCACUGUGCAUCACACUCAAAAUUGCUUGAGGUUGAUAAGUCCAAGAGAUCCACUUCAGAAAGAAAACCAAACCAAAUGUUAGGAUGUUGGACUAGUCCAAAAGAAAACAAAGGCAGAAUCUGAAUUACUACAGAUAUAAACACAUCUAUUUUCAAUCAUUUGUUAAACAAGAUACAUAAUAAAAAUGCACAUGAAAUCACAAUGGCCAAAUCAUCUUUUCUGACACAGAAUGAACAUAGGAUUGAAAGGACAGAGAGCUCGGGUAGACACAGAUAAGAGACCUGAGCUGACUCCAAAUGGGGGAACUAAAUGGGCUGUACAGCCUCCACCAAAGCAAUAGAUAUUUUGACUGAUGAUGGCAACUAUAUGUAUGAUCUGGACUCAUACACAUUACAGUAUCUCGCCUACUCUAACGUAGCUACAAGACUGCUGUGAUUGAAAGGAUUAGUCGAAGAGGUACGAGUUUGAUAGUCGCUUAAGGUAGAAGUGUAGCAAUGCUCUCAGAUGAAAAACCUUUUGACUCUUAACAUGCUAGAACUGUGAGUUUAAUCAUACUUUAUAGCCUGUGACACCCAUUCUACUUGUUGUAUCAUUUUAAAACUGUAUGGAUAUCAACUGAAAAAAAAAUACCAGGCUAUUUUGAGAGAUUAUUUUGGGGCAUUUCAGCUUUUAUUUGAUAUCAGAGAAAGACAAAUGUACUGUAUGUAGCCAUUGUGGAAGGACCCACAAUUUACUGAUCUCUUACUAAACUACUGCUGAACUUUGGCACAGUUCCCAAGAGGAAUUGAUUUAAAAGCAUAAAGGUUUGGCUUCAUUAUCAUAUUUGCAGCUGUCAGAGGUUACACAGAAUAGCCAGGAUAGUAAUUGGUUGCAAAUAGAGAGUAGAGUUUUGUUUUAAUUCAUGCUAAUUUGGUUCAACUGUAGGUGCAGAAACAAGAGCACAGUUGUUUUUUUUGUGUGUGUUUUUUCCCACACCUUCCUCUGAGGCUGUUUCUCUGGUAUACAUGGAAAAGGAUGCCUCUCAUAUCUUCUGGCAGUCUGUCUCCUAAAGAAUUAUGUUCAUAUUUAACCAAUUUGCAAUAGCAACUAUUAGCCAACGCAGGUAGUACUGUGAUGUGAUAUAGUGCAAGUAGAUGUAAUGGUGUGGCAGUAAGGGCGGUGAUUGGGCAUACAAUGUGUUCAGCUCAUUCUAACAGCGUUGACUUUUUGCAGUAUUCAGUUCUGCACAGGAACAUUGCAUUUCCUCCAAAACUUUUUUAACUAAUGCAAAACAGUUUCAUAUGAACACAAGUCUGACAUAAAAAGGUUUUGAGACAGAUCUGGAUGACUUUGGACUGGAGGAUUCAGUUGUUCUAUAUGCUGACACUCAGCCUUGUUAUACACACUUGUUAGGCUUUGUGUCUACAGAGGGUCUGCAUAUAUGGUGCUGCCUUAUUUUUCUGAGAGAAAACAAGGAGGAUGGUUUUACAUUAUUAGCCACUAUAGACGUCCCCUCUCACACCCUGUCUUGCAAUAACACUCGAGUAAAGUCAAUAUACACAUCAGUUCUGCAUACGAUAACAUGCAUCUCGCAACCAACUUGUUUUCAGACUAAUGUAAGUAAUUUCUAAUUGUGGAAAUGUUUUUCUAAACAGUUCCUCUUAGAUGAAGCCAAUGCACAGCAGUAGUUCAGCCAGCAAGCGAGCAGUAAAAAAUGGGACCUCUACAGUGGCUACAUCUGACUGUGCUGAAGAAAUCCGAACGCUAAAAACAAAUAUUCUACAUAUUCUCUUAAGCAAAAGAGCUGCGUUCAGUUGCUAUGUAGUAACACUGAGAGGUAAACACGGGCCGCAGUUGAAUGUGCUACAGGUAGAAGCCUAAGGGUUUUUUUGUUUCAUUUGUUUUUGUUUUUGCUAUUGUCAUUGUUUAAACAUGGUUCAUGGAGGCCAAUAAAGACCCAUAACCAAA